Molecule: messenger RNA, 4615 nt
Organism: Electrophorus electricus (electric eel)
Lineage: Eukaryota; Metazoa; Chordata; Actinopteri; Gymnotiformes; Gymnotidae
Gene: vac14
Product: vac14 homolog (S. cerevisiae)
Biological process (GO): phosphatidylinositol biosynthetic process
Cellular component (GO): endosome membrane; PAS complex
Source: RefSeq, a predicted model, not a curated record
CGGGAGAUAUGGCGACGACUGUCUCUACCGCAUACUGAGAAGCGGUUUGGAUUGCCAUGCCAUCGAUUACGGCUGUUUUUUCUCCUUAGUUUUAUUGGCUGCAACGUGUUGUAUAACUGUGUUUCAGAGGCGCUGUUGAAGUGACAAAUGCUCAUAACCUGUACACAUCUUUUCAGUUGCUCAGCUGUAACCUUUCCCGAAGCUGAGACCGCAGUGUUUCUGAAUGUGUUUGCUGUGCAUCUGAUCUGUGUUUGUCACCUUCGGCUAGAAACACAGAUGUCAACUGCAUCGCAGAUUUCACUUGGUCUCCUGCGAAACCGUUUGGAAUAACAGCUCGACACAUUUCUAUGAAGUAUUAUUUUAUGAGGAAAGCUUAAGCUAAUACUUUAAAGCUACAUUUCUCUGAAACACGUUUUCGAAGCCUAAGACGGCCUAUUUGUAGACUUUGUCCACAGCUGAUUAUACUAAAAAAUGAAUACAGAAAAAGAUUUUUCUCCUUUGACUCCAAAUAUUGUGAGGGCGCUCAACGACAAGCUGUAUGAGAAAAGGAAAGUCGCAGCUCUAGAGAUUGAGAAACUUGUAAGAGAGUUUGUGGCCCAGAACAACUCGAGUCAGAUUAGACAUGUCAUCCAGAUCCUGGCAUCUGAAUUCGCCCUUUCUCAGCAUCCCCACAGCCGCAAAGGAGGCCUGAUCGGCCUGGCUGCCUGUUCCAUCGCUCUGGGCAAGGAUUCUGGAUUGUACCUGAAGGAGCUGAUCGAGCCCGUGCUCACGUGUUUCAAUGACUCCGACAGUCGUCUGCGAUACUACGCCUGCGAGGCUCUCUACAACAUUGUGAAAGUGGCUCGAGGAGCUGUGCUUCCUCACUUCAACGUACUUUUCGAUGGCCUUAGUAAGCUCGCAGCGGAUCCUGACCCCAAUGUAAAGAGUGGAUCUGAGCUCCUUGAUCGCCUACUAAAGGACAUUGUAACAGAAAGUAGCAAGUUUGACUUGGUGGCUUUUGUUCCGCUGUUACGAGAGAGGAUAUACUCCAACAAUCAGUAUGCUCGCCAAUUUAUCAUCUCCUGGAUCUUGGUGCUGGAAUCAGUACCAGACAUCAACCUCCUGGACUACCUGCCCGAAAUCCUGGAUGGCCUCUUUCAGAUACUGGGCGACAAUAGCAAGGAGAUCAGGCGAAUGUGUGAGGUUGUUUUGGGGGAAUUCCUCAAAGAAAUAAAAAAGACUCCUUCCAGUGUGAAGUUUGCUGAAAUGGCAAACAUCCUGGUCAUACACUGCCAAGUAUCUGAUGAGUCCAAACUCACUAAUGAUCUUAUCCAGCUGACAGCCAUGACGUGGAUGAGGGAGUUUAUUCAGUUAGCAGGGCGGGUGGUUCUGCCAUACUCCUCUGGCAUUUUGACGGCUGUGCUGCCCUGCUUGUCUUAUGAUGACCGCAAGAAGCACACCAAAGAGGCAGCAGGUGCCUGCAACUACAGUCUAAUGAAGCUUGUGACACUGGAGGAUGAUGAAGAUGAAGAGCCACAGUCCACAACCUCGCUUCCUAGUAAAGACACAGCUAAUAAGAAGGAAGGCGAUCUUAAUGAUUCCUUGAAUGCUUCACAGGACUCGGUGGGAUUAAGCAACAUCUCUUUCUUCACACCAGCUGGAGCUGACAGGACUCAGGUGACACUGGACCUCGAUGGCAUUGUGCAAGUUCUGGACAGACACUUACGUGACGCAUCCACUGGAAUGAUGACACGCAUCGCUGUGUUGAAGUGGCUCUACCAUCUCUAUAUAAAAACACCCCGAAAGAUGUUCCGGCACACUGACAGUUUGUUCCCCAUGUUACUGAAGAGUCUUUCUGAUGAGUCUGAUGAGGUCAUCCUGAAAGACUUGGAGGUUCUAGCAGAGAUUGCUUCAUCCCCUGCUGGACAGACAGAGUACUCUGGGUCACGUGACAGUACAGAUAGAACGGAGCUUCAUGUGCCAGAUGGAAGCAAGGUUGUGCAGUUGGGUCUAGGUUCCAAAGUAGUCGACUCCUCUCCUUCUACUCCCAGCAUGAACUCUUACUUCUAUAAGUUCAUGAUCAACCUUCUCAAGCGUUUUAGUCUGGAGAGGAAGCUUCUAGAAACGAGGGGGGCCUUCAUUAUCAGGCAGCUGUGUCUUCUCCUGCAUGCAGAGAACAUUUUCCAUUCCAUGGCAGACAUCUUGUUGAAGGAGGAGGACCUGAAGUUUGCCUCCACCAUGGUGCAAACGCUCAACACUAUUUUGCUCACUUCGGCCGAACUCUUCCAGCUCCGGAACCAGCUCAAAGACCUGCGCACUCCUGAGAGCUGUGCUUUGUUCUGCUGCUUGUACCGCUCCUGGUGCCAUAACCCAGUGGCCACCGUCUCCCUCUGCUUUCUCACCCAGAACUACCGUCAUGCAUACGACCUCAUCCAGAAGUUUGCUGACCUGGAGGUGACUGUGGAUUUCCUUAUGGAAGUAGACAAACUGGUACAGUUAAUUGAAAGCCCCAUUUUCACAUACCUGCGGCUGCAGCUGCUGGACGUUGAGAACAACCCGUACCUGAUCAAGGCUCUGUACGGCCUUCUCAUGCUGCUGCCCCAGAGCCAGGCCUUCCAGCUCCUGUCACGCCGCCUACGCUGUGUGCCUAACCCCGAGCUCAUGAGGACCGUGAAGGACUCAAACCCAGCCAGUGCCAAGCGCACCACCCAACCACAGGUGGACUACAAAGAGCUCCUGCAGCACUUUGAGCAAGUGCAGAGCAAGCAUCUGAAAGUGCGGCACCAGAGGGCGGGCCACACUGAGCACCCAGACAGAAAGUUGGUGCUGUGAAGAACUGCAGCCGGCGCCCUCUUUGGCCUGGAGGAUGUGUGGUACGUGGGCUCCAGAGGAAAGUCAGACCUGGACCUCUAGCACCUGCUGUGGAGCUCCAUCUGCAGUAUGUGUUCUUGCUCAUGUUUUAAAGCUUUGAUCCUACUAUCGGCAUGGAGGACCUCAAUUUUUUUUUAAUUUUUUUUUUAGUGUUUGGAAAGUGCUUUAUGUUUAUGCAUUGGCAAAUCGGAGUGUAUAGAGAGAGAUGCACACUCAAGCAACUCACAUCCAUUUUGUUCAAGACUUUCUCCCAGUAGUCUUAUGCUUUCCAGCCAGUGAUGUCAAUGAAGCUGCCAACAGCAUUUAACAUUAUCCAUUUCGUACAGAAUACGAAGUGCUUUCCCAGCUGUAAAGUGCGACUGUCGGAUCUAGUCUAAAACACCAUCUAUAUCACAGCAUAAGUAGAUAUCAAAUGUCUGCACAUUUAGGUGACUUGGCAUUUAUGUAUGCAUUGUAUGUAACAGUAACUAGCAUUCUGUGUAUAUGGAAGAGUGUGUUAUGAGAUGAGAAUCUUGUUCAGUGGGCAUUAGGUCAUUUGGUUGCUUCUCCUGUCACAUUAGUGAAGUUCAGUGACUAGAGGGCACAAACUAGUGUGAGCUGGUUACAUUACCACUGUCUUGGUUGUCAUUUCUUCUCUCCUUUUCCUUGUCUUUAUUUUUUGUUUUUUUGUUUUUUAACCAGCAUGCUCAGAUGUAUUCAUUUAGUCUUUCAUCAUUCUGUAUUCUUUCAUCUUCUCUCUGCACGAUAAAUGCACUGUUGUCUUACUUGGUCACUGUAACAAAAGAAUGAGUCUUGGCCUUAUGUCAUCUAUCUUGUUUUUGUCAUCAGUCAUGUUCUAAAGAGAUGUAUGUAAUAAAGUGGACCACAUAUAAAUAUUUUGCUUGCCUAAUAAGUUUUAAAGUAGAUUUCUCUUUUGGUACAUUAUACCACAUAUAGAGAUUUUGCUUGCCUAAUAAGUUUUAAAGUAGAUUUCUCUUUUGGUACAUUAUUAAACAGGCCUAAAUUUAUCUGGUUUGGAAGAGAUUCUGUCAUUGCAAUUUUGUCCAGCAGAUGGCACUAUUGUCAUUAGGAGAAGAUGUGAUAAAUCUCUGCAAAGUAUUCUAAAUAUAGUUCCUACUUGUCGUUAAGAAAUUUUGCCUAAGUUUGAUCUUGCUCAUAGUUAUCUAUUACUUAUUUUUGUUAUUACUAUUAUUACUUAAUAUUUAUAUUAUUUAUUGUCCAGCUGUCAUCCAAAUUGCAACAGAAAGCGCAUUCUAAGCUUUACUUUAGGCCAGAGGUGGCCAUGUCCAGUUCUGGAUGACUGGGUUCAGCAUAGUGUAGUGAUAUCCCUGCUCCGGGAAACCUAGCCCUCAACAUUAACCAGCGAGUUAAAUCAGGGAAAUCACCAAAUUGUGACUGACUGGUGCGUCGGGGCUCUAUUUGGACACGUUUUCUCUGUACUGGACUGCGAUGCUUUAUCACAGACAUUUCUCUCUUUUUUUUUUUUUAACGUUUUCCCUUUGGUAAAUGUGACCAUUGCACAAGAGGCUUUUGUGAUUUUUUUUUUCCCCAUGGAAAAAAUCUCAUAUCUUAUAUUUCAGAUAAUGUGCCCAAUCAGUCCAUAUAAAGGCUUUCCUCUAUUUCCCAAAUUUCUUUUCAAAGGCCUGCACAGUAAUUUUUUUAAAUCUGUGAAAAAUGAUUAUUUCUUCGAAGAAUGUUAUAUAUUCCAGUAACUUCCAAUUUUUCCCCCACUAAAAUGACAUUAAAAGCAGUGUUUUGAAAUGUC